AUGAAGACUUUCGUGUUGCUCUCCGGGCUGAUUCUUCUGUGCGCACUGCUCGCCAUAACCGCGACGCCUGUUGCGGAUGCGAACGUAGUUUCCGAGUCUGAUCCCGUUCCUGCUUUCGCCGAGCGGCGCUUCCCUGCUCUCAUUGGUGGAGACAGGCGCAUUCUAACCGACGACGAUCAUCACGACGACAAACACCACGACGACGACGAUGACGACGACGACGACGACGACGACGAGCCGACGUGCAUGGAAAAGUACAAGAAGCGCUACGCCAAGUGCGAAAAGAAUGAGGACAAAUGCGAGGAAAAGGCCAAGCGCGACGACGACAAAAAUGAGUGCGAGAAGAAGUCCAAGGGGUGCGAGGUGAAGGCAUACAGGAGCUUCAAGGCGUGCAAGUAUGGCAAGUGGGACUGCAAGGACUGGUGUGAGUAUUACAAACGCCAGUGCUAUUCCAAGAAGAGGGGCCACUGUGAGGACAAGUACGACGACUGCAAGGAUGACUGCUAG
Molecule: messenger RNA, 507 nt
Organism: Closterium sp. NIES-65
Lineage: Eukaryota; Viridiplantae; Streptophyta; Zygnematophyceae; Desmidiales; Closteriaceae
Source: the annotation of a GenBank genome assembly